This is a messenger RNA of Kluyveromyces marxianus DMKU3-1042, 1227 nucleotides long. It is a transcript of the gene RPN7, whose product is annotated as proteasome regulatory particle lid subunit RPN7. The transcript has a single exon. Bases 1 to 1227 code for a protein of 408 amino acids. Gene Ontology annotation, cellular component: proteasome regulatory particle. Gene Ontology annotation, molecular function: protein binding. The record is from RefSeq and is a predicted model, not a curated record. NCBI's taxonomy places the organism in Eukaryota, Fungi, Ascomycota, Saccharomycetes, Saccharomycetales, Saccharomycetaceae. Gene Ontology annotation, biological process: proteasome-mediated ubiquitin-dependent protein catabolic process.
AUGCCAGAAGAAACAGAAACACAAUACAGCGAUCCAGCAGUGAACAGGGUGCCCAAUUACGAAGCGUCCGACCAUGCAUUUGUGUUAAGCCAAGAGAGGUUGGCUCAUUUGCACGAGGAGAGUCGUGAGAAGUUGCUUGAAAUUGUUAGAGAGGAGGAGAUGGCGCCAUACUACAAGCAUUUGAGUGGCGAGUUGCCAUCUAGCGUUUUCGAAUGGGACCAGUCGUUUUACGAUGGGUUAGUGGCGAGAAAUGAGGAAGAGAUUGCCAAGUUAAAGGCUCAUUUGGAGGAGAUCGAGGAGAAAGACGAGGGGGAAUUGGAGAAGGCGCAAUCGUGGAUCAACUUGGGAGAAUAUUACGCCAAGAUUGGUGACCGUGAAAACGCAGAGGAGACUUUGACGAAGGCAUUGGACAAGGCGGUAUCUACCGGGGCCAAGAUCGAUAUCAUGUUGACCAUAACGAGACUAGGGUUCUUCUAUAACGACCAGCACUAUGUGAAACAGAAAUUGGAAGCUGUAAACUCGCUUAUCGAGAAAGGUGGCGAUUGGGAGAGAAGGAACAGGUACAAAACGUAUAAGGGGAUCCAUUCGUUGGCGAUCAGAGACUUCAAGACGGCCGCUUCGCUUCUAGUGGACUCUCUUGCCACAUUCACAUCGACUGAACUUACCUCCUACGAGAACAUUGCCACAUAUGCGUUUGUUACCGGGUUGUUUGCAUUCGAAAGAACCGACUUGAAAGACAAAAUCAUCGACUCCCCAGAAUUGUUGGCCCUAAUGACCACCACGCCAGCUCUACAGUCGAUAUCGUCCCUCUCGAUAUCGCUAUACACCUCAGAGUACAAGAGCUACUUCCCAUACCUAUUGGAGACCUACGACAAGGUGCUUCUCCCUUCGAAAUACUUGAACCAGCACGCCGACUAUUUUGUAAGAGAAAUGAGGAGGAAAGUGUACGCCCAACUAUUGGAAUCCUACAAGACACUUUCAAUGAAGUCCAUGGCCGGAGCUUUCGGUGUCUCCGAAGACUUUUUGGACAAGGACUUGUGCAAGUUUAUUCCAACAAAACAGCUUAACUGUGUCAUCGACCGUGUCAACGGCAUCGUCGAGACAAACAGACCAGAUAACAAAAAUGCCCAGUACCAGCUUUUGGUCAAACAAGGGGACGGUUUACUCACAAAAUUACAAAAGUACGGUGCUGCAGUGAAGCUCACUGGUACCGAUCGUAUAAUAUAA